This is a messenger RNA of Malassezia sympodialis ATCC 42132, 996 nucleotides long. It is a transcript of the gene PEX19, whose product is annotated as Pex19p. Gene Ontology annotation, cellular component: peroxisomal membrane; peroxisome. Lineage: Eukaryota; Fungi; Basidiomycota; Malasseziomycetes; Malasseziales; Malasseziaceae. Gene Ontology annotation, biological process: protein import into peroxisome membrane. The record is from RefSeq and is a predicted model, not a curated record.
AUGACCACUUCCAAGUCCGUGGCCGAUGACCUGGACGACCUCGAUGAUGUACUAGAUGACUUUCAGCAGCCGUCGUUGCCGCUGUCGCGGCCGGAGACCGCUGCUGCGAGCGGGCCGCCCGGCGAUGGGGCGGCCGAGGCCCAGCAGCCUGAGGACCCCCUGUCGGACGAAUUUGUCGAGGAGCUGACAAAGAACAUGGAGUCCUUCAUGGCGCAGCUUGGGCAGCGCAUGUCGACGGCGCAGGAUGUGCCGCCGCCGCCCGCGGACCACCCGGUGAGCGGUGCGGGCGAUGCCGAGAGCGGCGCCGCGGGCGGUGUGCCGCCAGCUGAGGACGAAUUGAUGAAGCAAUUUGAAAAGAUGCUAUCUGGCAACCUGCCCCAUUCGGAGGCAGAGACACAGGCGCCAGCGGCGUCUGCCUCGGCAGAAGGGCAGGGCGAAAAAAGUUUCCAGGAAGCGGUCCAAGCCACGAUGGCGAAGCUGAAGCAGUCAAACGCGAGUGCUGCCAACAAGAGGACGAGCGAUGCCUCGAACCCUCUUGGCUCGCUAGGGCUCGGUGGCGACUCGGACCUGACGCAGAUCCUCGAGGCGCUCUCCAAGGCGGGCGGCGAGGACGGCGAGAUGCCGGACCUUAGCCAGAUGCUCACCCAGAUGAUGGAGGAUCUUAUGAACAAGGAAAUAUUGUAUGAGCCACUGAAGGAUCUUCACCAACGCUUCCCCAACUACCUGGCGUCGCCGGCGGCGCAGGCGCUCGAGGACGCCCAGCGCCGGCGGUAUGUGGAACAGCAUGCGAUCAUGGGCGAGAUUGUCGCGGUGUUCGAGACACCAGAGUACAGUGAUACCGAUACGGCGUCGCGCAGGCGCAUCUCGGACCUCGUGUCGAAGCUGCAGGAGACCGGCUCGCCGCCGGAAGAGCUCAUGGGCGACAUGCCGCCGGAGCUCGCGGGCCUGAAUGGUCUUUUGGGCGACCAGGGCGACGACCAAUGUACUGUGAUGUAG